Molecule: messenger RNA, 2652 nt
Organism: Effrenium voratum
Lineage: Eukaryota; Dinophyceae; Suessiales; Symbiodiniaceae
Source: the annotation of a GenBank genome assembly
AUGCAGGACCUCAUCUCCCGCAGGGGCCGCGAGCGGAGAAGGCCCUGGCAGUUGGGCGGGAAGGGCGGCGGCAUUUUGAAGCAGGAGUUGCAGCAGCCACUCCGGUUCGUUCCGUGCCCGUUGGAAGAUGCUGCCAGUCACGCAAGCGGCGAAGAAGAGGGGAACGACGGCCGGUGGAUCCUAGCGUGGCAGCGGCCAAGGCCGCGGCCUCGGCGGCCUCGGCGGCCUCGGCGGCCAGGGCGGCGGCCAGCGCGGCGGCGUUCCUGUCCGCCAGGUCCAGAGCAGCUGCUCCCGCUCCGGCAGCCCCGACAGCACGUCUACAGGCGAGCAAAAGCCCCGAACCCGAUGCCGAGCUGGAUGGAGAGCCUCUUACCGAUGAGGACCUUUAGAUUGGAGCUGUGGCAAUGCUGUGGAAAAAGUUGCGACCAAAGCGACGCCGCGCAGAUGUUUGUGGCGUCAGUGAAAGCGACGAACGGUGACACCUCACUGGGCGGAGAAGACUUCGACCAUGCGAUUCUGCAGCACCUGGUCGAGGAGUUCAAGAAGUCCCAGGGCAUUGUCAGGGCCCCAAGCUUCGACAUGCGAGCAGGAACCGAAGGCUUCAGCCACAAACCUCGUCGUCCAAUGGGCGGCUGUGUGACGCGCCUGCGCCGCGGAUGCCGCGGAAGCCGCGAGGGGCAGCUGCUGCAGGAGGACUCCAGUGUCCACCUAUCCGGUGAGGUGCACAUCCUAUUGCGAGGCUUGGCCGGGCAGGAGCUGCAGCUGACGCUGCCCUCGAGCGCGCGGGUGCAAGAGCUACGGGAGGCGGUGCGCCAGCAGUGGCGUAUACCGCUGCUGAUGCAGAGUUUCAUCCGCGGUGAUGACGUGGUGGCGAGCGCUGGGGUUCAGCCGCUGGGAGCGGCGCUGGAGCUGCCGGAGGGCGGCCAGGUGGAGCUGACGUGCGUUGGUGGAGCUCUGCCAGAAGAAGAGCAGGCAAAGGUUGAUGGCAGGUUGCUCUACGCGACUGCCGCAGGUGACCAUGCUGGCAUGGAGGCCGCCCUUGCUGAUGGAGCCCGGGCACGAUGCAAGGGCCACACCCCCGCGCCCUUCUUUGUGGCGCGUGCGGCGAAGGAUUCCAAGGCGGAAGGGCUGCUCAGAGACGCAGGGGCCAGCGAGUCCGAUGAUGAGGACUUCGCGAGCCUCCGGAAGGCGUUCGCUGCCAAGAGCCUCUCUGGUGCCGUGAAGUGCUUGGCGCGUGGUGCGGAUGUGAACACCUGGCUGCGCCGCGGGGAUGGCGUCAUGGACACUUCAGGUGGUACGCCGCUCCACGCCUGCUGUGCUCAGCAUGGCCAACCCGGUGCUGCUGCUGUGGUGGCCUUGCUGCUGCGUAUGCGCGCUGACAUCAAUGCUGGAGACAGCGAGGGCGACUCCCCCUUGGCGCAUGCGCGCUAUUUCGGAGCCAAGGAGAUCGAGCAGCUUCUCCGACAGCACGGGGGGCAGCUGAAGGGUCCUUACUACCAGCUCCUCGGAGCCAAAGAUUUGUCCAAGGACAAGCUGGCCCUGCAGCGGCUGCGGGAAGCGGCGGAGACCGCAAAGAUCGAGUUGUCCAGCAAAGUUCAGACCGACGUGAACUUGCCCUUCAUCACGGCGGACCAGACAGGUCCGAAGCACCUGAACAUCCAGCUCACUCGGUCGAAGCUGGAGCAGCUUGUGGACCCCUUGUUGAGCCGAACGAAGGCCCCAUGCCUCGCAUGCAACAAGGAUGCCGGCGUGAAGCCUGAUGAGAUCAACGAAGUGCUGCUGGUGGGUGGCAUGACCCGAAUGCCCAAGGUCACCGAAUUGGUGAGGUCGAUCUAUGGCAAGGAUCCCUCGAAGGCCGUGAACCCCGACGAGGCCGUGGCCAUGGGGGCGGCCAUCCAGGCCGGAGUGCUGAAGGGAGAUGUGAAGGAUGUGCUUCUAUUGGACGUCACCCCCCUGUCCUUGGGCAUCGAAACCCUUGGCGGUGUCUUCACCCGCCUCAUCAACCGAAACACGACCAUCCCGACCAAGAAGUCCCAAGUCUUCUCCACGGCUGCUGACAAUCAGACGCAGGUGGGUAUCAAGGUCUUCCAGGGCGAGCGCGAGAUGGCGGCGGACAACCAGAUGCUCGGCCAGUUCGACCUCGUUGGCAUCCCACCGGCGCCCAGAGGGGUUCCGCAGAUCGAGGUGGCCUUUGACAUCGAUGCCAAUGGCAUUGUCAAUGUCAGUGCCUCCGACAAGGGCACCGGCAAGAAGCAGGCCAUCACCAUCCGAUCCAGCGGCGGUUUGUCCGACGCGGAGGUGGAGAAGAUGGUGCAGGAGGCAGAACAGAUGAGGGAGCAAGACCAGAGGAAGAAGGACACUGUGCAGGCAAAGAAUGAGGCAGAGACUCUCGCCUAUCAGGCCGAGAAGCAGCUGACUGAGCAGAAGGACAAGAUGAGCACAGCAGAUGCCGACGAGCUCAAGAAGCUGAUGGAGGACCUCCGGGCCGCCAUCCACAAGGAUGACGCAGAUCUGGAUGAGAUCAAGCAGAAGCACAAGGAGCUCCAGGAGAAGGUCUGGAAGAUCACGCAGCAGAUGUACCAGCAAGGUGCGUCCAGCGAGGAGCAGUCCAGCGAGGAAAAGAAGGACGGUGAGGAGAAGGAGAAGAAGUGA